Messenger RNA from Varanus komodoensis (Komodo dragon), 4654 nucleotides. It is a transcript of the gene SRSF11, whose product is annotated as serine and arginine rich splicing factor 11. Gene Ontology annotation, biological process: RNA splicing. The record is from RefSeq and is a predicted model, not a curated record. The transcript is spliced from 12 exons. Gene Ontology annotation, molecular function: RNA binding. Gene Ontology annotation, cellular component: nucleoplasm. The coding region runs from base 2669 to 3550 and encodes 293 amino acids. Lineage: Eukaryota; Metazoa; Chordata; Lepidosauria; Squamata; Varanidae.
GAAUUGUUUAAUGAUCUAUGAUGUCAUAGAGCAAUGGAACUUAAUCCUGUUGUAGUUUAAUAGCAUGAAGUUUAGUAUGUAAAACAUCUAAGCCAUUUACAUUUUUAAAAAACCCUUGGUAUACUGAUAUCUUUAGUUUUUGUACAGAAGCAGAUCAAACACUGAGUUAUUCAACAAAAACUGGAACAUGCCUGUCAGUUUUUGCAAAAAGACUCUUUGAAAACACAAAAUGUUUAAGCAGCAUUAUUUGAUAUCUUUUAUUGAUAAUCAACCUCUCAAGAUAUCUUUUUAAGCUGUGUUUUAAAAUUGAAAUAAUAAACAAGAAACAUUGCUUUAAGUUACCUGGCAUAUGUUAUCACAAAAUUCAUUCUCGCUCAUAGAGAAUGGGUAGCAUUGCACUGGCAGAUCAGAGGCAUUGUUCCACUUACUUUAGUUGACCGUUCAAAAGCAUUUACCUUCAGUAUUAAUUCUGGUACACCAAGGGUUUGAUAAUCUCUAUUAGUCAGAAAAUAUCUCCAAAGGUGCUAAAUGGGCACUGGGUGUUAGAUCUUAUUUCACAUUUUCUUGUUCAACCUUGCUAUAUUUUCUAGAAUUUCACUAAAUAAUAAACUCUUCUCUCUGUUAUUUGUGUGUGUGAUUUUUGUAGUGGAGAAGGCAAAUGCAAAGGCCCUUCCAGAUGACUGAAACAGUGGGGUCCUCUGCAGCUACAGGGGAUUCUAGACAUUAACUAAAGGCCAGCAAGCACUCAAGUCCCCCAAGUGUUUUCCUGGUGUAAUCACUUGUUAACAACAUUUUUCUCUCUUCUUUUUCUUACAUUUUUAGGGUGUUACAGUAAUUUGAAAAACAAUGAGCAGGGUUGGGAACAUAACUCUAUAAUUCUGUACCAAGAAGAUUCUCUCCUAAUGAGUUCUGUUGAACAUCUGUAGAUUUCAUCACAACUAAUUCAAAGGCAUCAUUAAUUGAUAAAACUAGUAAUCUUAAAUUACUUGAUUACAAUAAAAUAUUUUCAGUCCUAUGAUGCAGUCCUUGGCACACAGGUUGUUAAACCUCAUUGAAUUCAACAAGAUUUAGCAGCGUGUGUCAGACUGUACUGUUAAAUCUUACCUUUAGUAACUAUUUUUGAUGUAGAUGUUCAUUUACACAUUAGCAAGGCAGAGGAAUAUAUAGUGUGCAGACAUGUUUGGCAAGCCCUAGUUGUUAGUGUUAGACUGUCCCUGAGUGUAAGCAAGCCUAAUCCUAAUUUCUUUAAAGUGUCAAAUACAUUUUUAGAGUAGUAGUUGUUCUUUUGGUAUUUUGGGCAAAAUAAUAUUUGAGAUACUGCAUUUGGUUCUUGUAUGAACUUUAUACAUAUUGGAGCCAAACUAGCCGAGACAGUGGCCAUGUGUUUAAAUGUGGAUUUGCCCCAGUUUCAUAUGAAAAGGGGAACGGGUAUUUGUCUUUUAUUGCAAAAAGUGUGUAUGGGUGAAGAGUAGAAGAACCCUUCCUGUACCUGCAGCUUAACAGUCUCACAAUCUGUCCCCCUCUGCUUUUUUCCUCCUCUGAGCUCCAGUGCUGAAAAUGUGCUCAGCGCUUGCAGAAAGGGGCUGUGCAGAGUUCUUUUCCCUGGUUCAGCCUGAACUAUAUACCAGGCCCUGCUGAAAAUACCACCCAACAGUUUUCUUCUGCAGCUUAUCCAGUUUCUCUUAAGUGCCCUGUACAUAUUGUAUGUUUUAUGAUGAGAUGCAGUCUUUUUAAAUAUGUAUUGCAGAAACGCUACUGGUAUUUGCAAAUAUAUAGUACAGUUGUCUUGUUGAACUCUCAUAUUGGGGGCUUGGGCACAUUAACAGAUUAAUCCAUACGUAUAGGGCUUUUGCUGUUGGUUAAAAUAACAACAGUCAACACUGUCUCACGUUGGACCUUUUUGUAAGGUUGUUCUGUAUUCAGCAUAGGCAGUGAAAUUAUAACAUAGGCUACAAUGUUGCAGUCCAGAAGUUUCUUCUGAAAUGGCAAUCUGCAGCAGAAUUCUUGGUACAGUAAGCAUGUCACACAAUGGAGCGUGUAUUUUACUACACAGGUAAGGAAUGUGCCACAUUUUAGGUGUUUACAUGAGCACAUACACAUGGACACAUAUGCAGAACCUCUAUUUGGAGCUCUGUGGAGACCUUCAUAAUCAUGUGACACGCCAGCAAAAGCCCUACACUUUUCCUUACCUGCUCUUUAAAUUUUACAAAAUUGUAUGGUAGGUGUAAAAGAAAUCAUAGUGAACUGUACCAUAUUAUUAACCCCUAAAUCAAACUUUUUUUGUCUUGUGUAUCUUGAUUUUUCUGUGUGCUUUAUAGUGAAGCAGCCGACACGAGUCGUUGUUCAUAAAACAGCUUUUGAAAGUUGAGAGCACACCCCUGGAGAACCGACUGUGCUUGCUUACGUUUGGUUCAUGACUUAAAAAUCGAGUACAGGAGUUAUUCCUGAUGAGACUAAGGCUUUGUCUCUCCUGGCACCAGCUAAUGCUGUGGCAGGUCUUCUGCCGGGGGGUGGACUCCUGCCUACACCAAACCCGCUUUCUCAGAUUGGUGCUGUUCCUUUGGCUGCAUUAGGAGCUCCAACUCUUGACCCGACUCUGGCUGCUCUUGGGCUUCCUGGGGCAAAUAUAAACUCACAGUCUCUUGCAGCAGAUCAGCUACUGAAGCUUAUGAGCACAGUCGAUCCAAAGUUGAACCAUGUAGCUGCAGGCCUUGUUUCGCCAAGUCUGAAAACAGAUACCUCCAGCAAAGAAAUAGAAGAAGCCAUGAAACGAGUACGAGAAGCACAGUCUUUGAUCUCUGCUGCUAUAGAACCGGAUAAAAAAGAUGAUAAGAGAAGGCAUUCAAGAUCCAGAUCACGUUCAAGGAGGAGGAGAACACCAUCUUCUUCUAGACACAGACGGACAUCAAGAAGUCGUUCAAGAAGACGAUCUCACUCAAAAUCAAGAAGCAGAAGACGAUCUAAAAGUCCACGACGGCGGCGGUCUCAUUCCAGAGAGCGUGUUAGAAGAUCUAGGAGCACAUCCAAAUCCAGAGAGAAAAAGAAAGAAGAAAAAGAGAAGAAACGGUCAAAAACUCCACCAAAGAGUUACAGCACAGCCAGACGAUCCCGAAGCACAAGCAGAGAAAGACGACGCAGAAGAAGCAGGAGUGGAUCCCGGUCACCAAAAAAGCCUAGAUCUCCUAAGCGAAAGUUGUCUAGGUCUCCUUCACCAAAAAGACACAAAAAAGAGAAGAAAAAGGAUAAAGACAAAGAGAGAAGCAGGGAUGAACGGGAGAGGUCGACAAGCAAGAAGAAAAAGAGCAAAGACAAGGAAAAAGAUCGGGAGAGAAAGUCAGAGAGUGACAAGGAUGUCAAACAGGUCACAAGGGAUUAUGAUGAAGAAGAACAAGGCUAUGAUAGUGAGAAAGAGAAAAAGGAAGAGAAGGCAGGAGAUUCCACUUCACCAAAACGUAAGGAGUCACCAGCUGAGAAAGGGAGUGGAGAUACGAGGGAGUCCAAAGUCAAUGGAGAUGAUCAUCAUGAGGAGGAUAUGGAUAUGAGUGACUGAAUAUUGCCUUUGCAGAAAAACAACAAUUGCUGACAUGCAUCGGUGUCAUUCCUGUGUGAAUCCUUUAUGCUGUACUUGUUUAACCUUUUAAGCUAGAUGUACACAGCUGUAACUAUAACUGGUUGUAAAGCUCCUGAUAUUAAAUAAUUACACCAAACGUUUUAGAUAAAGUGAUAUCUGGGUUUCCAUUCUUGUUAUUGGCCAAAUUGAAUUGAGUAGCCCAGCAGUUCUUAAUGGCUUGGUGCUGCUGUUUUCCUUUUUGAGCAAAAAGUUGCAUGCGUCUUUGGCAGGCAUGGACUGUUUGUGUUGUAUGAUCUUUUUAGUAAACCAACUCACCUACAAUAGUGUUUCUAGAGUUUGAUUCAUUUGCUGUAAUAGAGCAAAAUAGGGAAUGCACUGGCUGCAUGUUAACUGUGGCAAGAACAUCCUCAUCUCCAAAAUAUGGUGGAUCUACUAAGGGUCUUAAGUGUAGACAAAGAAACUAACAUUAGCUUCAUCUGGGAAAAAUGUUCUGAUAGAGUUAGAUAAUCUUUGUAGCCCUGUGGCUGAAACUUUUUUUGUGGAUUUUUUGGCUUUGGCAAGGUGAAAAUGCACUAGCCUUUUUUGAUGCUCAGUCUAAGGUGAACUUUGAGUCUAAACCUUCUCAGGUGGUGUGUUUGAUUUUUGACAACUAAGACUUCUUGAGAUAGUAAUGAAACUUCUGUAUUCCAUAAAUGAGAGAGAGUUAACCUUGUAUAGUUUUUCAGAACCUACAUUUUAUUUCAUUUUGUAUGUGAGUGUGGAAACCCUGCAGAAAAGGGUAGUGCAUUUUAAAAAUUGGACUUCAUGACGAUUUUAAAACAAGUCUACUUGAUAAUGUACUUGAUUUCAAGUUGUAUAAACUAAUAAAUUUGUGUUACAGUCACUGAAGUAGUAAAUUUUUGCACACAGUGAUUCCAUGUUAUGCAAAGUAGUUGGAAAACUUGUUCUUUUAGUUCUGGAAGUUUUUGGAGCAUAUACUUUUGUGCAGGUAAAAACAAAAGUAGGCUACAGUCUGUGCCAUGUUGAUGUACAGUUUCUGAAAUUGUUUUACAAGACUUUGAUAAUAAAACCCUUAAAUAUACA